AUGCGGACCACUUGUCCUUUGACUUUCGCUUUACUUCCUGCUCUUCUCGCCACCUUGCAACUUGCUGAAGGCCUGUAUUAUAUAACCGCGUUCAGUUCUUUGACUACGGCCAUUGCAACUCAUAACAACCCCACAACGAAGCCUUUCAAUAGGAACAACACCAAUGAUGGCUCACUCCUGCCAUCACCCACUCCGCUAUCGAUUUACAGCAAAAUUUUAUCGACGAGUCCGGCCCACGCAUCGGUCUCUAUCGCGUCUCAGACAAACCACUCUCGUGCUCAUGAAUGUUUGAGGACGAAAACAAUUAAUGGCCCUCAAUCCACCGGUACCUCGUCUGGGUCGAGACUGCUCCAUUCUUUAUCGACGCUGACUUCAAAUCAUUCGACGCAAACAGUAAUUAUCUGGAAUGCGUGUGAUCUUGCGGGGCCCGAGGUACUGAUACCUCAAAGUAGCGUAGUCGGAGGGGAACAUUGGAAUCCGCUACAUCCUGCCAUUAGGCCGGCAAAUGAGAAAUAUCCAGCCACUUCACUGAUCUCCUUGUCCCCAGAGGAGGCCGAUGCCACGGUGAAUGCUCAAGCGGCAGUGGAAAAACCAAAGCCUGGGCCAGGUGUUGGACAGCUGGUCAAAGACCCAAACGUGGUUUCUGAUACAACCUCAUCGCAACCAAUAAGCAUAGUCCCUCCUCCACCCACUCAAUCUAAAGCUGAAGGCACCCCUGCUCCAUUGGCUCGUGAAUCUCCGCCGACAGUAGACAAGGCCGAGAACAACCCUUUUCCACUGAAUCAACCCAAUCAGCCUGCUGAGCCCAUACACACUCAGCAAAUUUGGGCAGGAUCACCACAGGUACCAGACGACGAAAUCAAGACGUCUAAGCAGGAUUCUCCUAUUGCAGCACCAAAUCCACAACCCGCUAGACAACCAGCAGUUGCCACUUUACCUGCUUCUAUGCAUACGCCGAUGACAAGAUCUGUGGAUGCGCCCGUGAUAUUCGCUGGUCAGACAAUCGCUCCUAAUGCUGCUCCUACAGAAAUCGGAGGGUCAAUGGUUGCGGUGUCUGACGGAUCGAUUCAUGUCGGCAAAUCAGCCGUCAAAGUCCCUCAAGUCGCUGUUGUGCAGACGGACCCUCCAUUAGUUGCUAACGGCUUGACGUUAGACCCUCCUGGGAAAACUUUGGAUGAAGCUCCUCCUCCAGUCAUCAUUGAAGGUCUGACCUUCUCAGCAGGACCGCUCACCUUCAGCCCCAUCACUUCACAACAAUCCCCUGCAGGUGGUAAUACUGGUGAAAAGGAUCAUCCUGGGCAAUCACAAGCGGUGGAGAUUGCUUCAGACGCUCAAGCAGGUGCAAAUAAACUAUUAGAAAACGGAUCCGUAGCUCCCGAAUCACCUAAAGUGACACUUGCAACCGUAGGUAACCAAGCAAUCGUCGGCAACGCUGCUUCCGCUGUCGUUGCCGGUCAGACUAUCGUACCCAACGCAGCCCCAAUCACAGUCGAUGGAACGCCCAUAUCUCUUGGAAAGACGGCCAUUCAAAUCGGCUCCAAUGCGAUUCCUCUACCCACACCUGGCCCUGAUGCGCCAUCAACAAACCCAGAUGCACCUCUAGUCUACUCAGUCGCUGGUCAGCAAGUCUCAGCCAACGGUCCUGCAAUCACCAUCUCGGGCAUGCGCAUCAGUAUCGAUUCCUCUGGUCUAAUCGUAGGCUCUCAAACUAUCCCUCUCUUCCCACCCGCCACUGAUCCAACAAAUGGUCCCAUUACACCAGCAAUCUACUCAAUCUCAGGCACACCCAUAACCGCUAAUGGCCCGGCCGUCACAAUCUCCGGUACACGAGUCUCCCUCGGCUCUUCUGGUCUCGUAAUAGGCAGCCAAACCAUAGCUCUGCCGACCUCAUCCGCCGACACUACCCUGGCCGGCGAGACCUUUAAGCCAUUAGGAGCGAAUGUAAUCUCUAUAGAUGGACAGACUAUCUCUGUUGGUGGACCCGCCAUCACAGACGCUCAGGGGACGCGUGUAUCGCUUGCUACGGACGGUCUGGUGGUUGGAUCAGCUACGUAUGCCUAUGCUCAUCCUUUGAUCACGAAUGGUCCGGUGCUGGGGCAGUCUUCUGUGUUUAUUGUUGCCGGCGAGACUAUUACCGCGGAUGGGCAUGGGGGGCUCUCUAUUUCUAGGACUAAAAUCACAAAUGGUGGUUCGGCGGCGACCAUUCAUGGAACUGCUGUCUCGCUUGGGGCUGAUGCAUUGGUUGUGGGUAACAAUACGAUCUCGCUGGCGUCGAUAUCGGGACUAGGCCCGGCGAUUUCAGGGUUGGCAUCGAAUGAUGCCGCAAAUUCGACUGGUUCAAUCGUCUCUAUGAAAGGUCUGUCAUCAGCAGACACACGGAAAGACACAGGAACCGAAGAGCUUGCAGGAGCAACACAAAUCCAUUCUACUGGCUCGACGAGUAGAGAUAGCGGAGCGAAGAGGCUUCAGCUCAGACGGGUGGACGCCGUGGGAUUCUCGUUGAGUAUUGUAAUUGUAAAUAUCAUGUAG
Molecule: messenger RNA, 2529 nt
Organism: Bacidia gigantensis
Lineage: Eukaryota; Fungi; Ascomycota; Lecanoromycetes; Lecanorales; Ramalinaceae
Exons: 1
Coding region: 1-2529 (842 amino acids)
Source: RefSeq, a predicted model, not a curated record